UCCCUAUGCCACACCACCACCUCUUCAUCUCUCUCUUUUCCCAAAGCCCAAGACUCUGUUUUUCUCUGUCUCUCCGGACUGUGUGAAGCUUAAGCUUUAUUAAUGGCCAAGGACAUGGAAGUUGCAGAGAGGGGCUCCUUCUCAGCCAAGGACUACCACGACCCACCGCCUGCACCGCUCAUCGACGCGGCCGAGCUCACCAAAUGGUCGUUUUACAGAGCUCUCAUAGCUGAGUUCGUAGCCACUCUUCUCUUCCUCUACGUCACUGUGCUCACAGUGAUUGGCUACAAGAGCCAGACCGACCCAGCUGUCAAUGCUGACGCUUGCGGUGGGGUUGGGAUUCUGGGAAUUGCUUGGGCCUUUGGAGGCAUGAUCUUCGUGCUUGUUUACUGCACUGCUGGGAUUUCAGGGGGUCACAUUAACCCGGCGGUGACAUUUGGGCUGUUCCUGGCGCGGAAGGUGUCGCUGGUGAGAGCUGUGCUGUACAUGGUGGCUCAGUCGUUGGGAGCCAUAGCCGGUGUUGCGCUGGUGAAGGCUUUCCAGAAGAGCUACUACAUCAAGUACGGCGGCGGAGCCAACUCACUUAGCGAUGGAUACAGCACCGGAGUUGGAUUGGCUGCUGAGAUUAUUGGCACCUUUGUGCUGGUUUACACCGUCUUCUCUGCCACUGACCCCAAGAGGAGUGCUAGAGACUCCCAUGUUCCGGUUUUGGCUCCACUGCCAAUUGGGUUUGCUGUGUUCAUUGUCCACUUGGCCACCAUCCCAAUCACUGGCACUGGCAUCAACCCUGCUAGAAGUCUUGGAGCUGCUGUUAUCUACAACAAAGACAAGGCUUGGGAUGACCAAUGGAUUUUCUGGGUAGGACCCUUCAUUGGAGCAGCAAUUGCAGCCUUCUACCACCAAUUUAUCUUGAGAGCAGGAGCUGUCAAGGCCCUUGGAUCAUUCAGGAGCAACCCCCAUGUUUAAAUUUGAAUAUUUUCAGAGAAUAUGAAGGGAUUUGGAGGAACAAUAAGUUAAUUAUUAAGGGGGAAGUAGUAUUUAUAUUAAAUUGUGGCUUAUGCUAUGUGUGUGAAGGCUUCUUUUGCUCCUCUCUCAAUUAAAUUUCCAUCAGAAAAAGGGGCUCAGAGGCCAUGAAAUUGUAGAUAUAGUCGGAUUUUACCCUUUCUUUUCUUUUUACUGUUUCUGCAAGAACUUGCCUUUGAAUUUACUUCAACGUCACUGUCAUUUUCUCA
This is a messenger RNA of Pyrus x bretschneideri (Chinese white pear), 1232 nucleotides long. Its product is annotated as probable aquaporin PIP2-5. Bases 103 to 966 code for a protein of 287 amino acids. The record is from RefSeq and is a predicted model, not a curated record. Lineage: Eukaryota; Viridiplantae; Streptophyta; Magnoliopsida; Rosales; Rosaceae. Gene Ontology annotation, molecular function: water channel activity. Gene Ontology annotation, biological process: transmembrane transport. The transcript has 4 exons. Gene Ontology annotation, cellular component: plasma membrane.